AAUAGUUUUCAUUGAGCGUUUUUCCAAUAUAAUUUUAAAAUGGCACCUUGCAUACAAUUGCAUAGAUUUCUAGAUAUUCAAGACAAAGAGCGAACACAUUUAUUUACUUUUAUUAUCGAAAAUCCGCACGAUAUUACUGGCUUUGACGUACGAUCAAGAGAAUUUCAAUUUGCUGGUCACAGAUGGUACGUUUAUACUGGAAAAUCAAAUGAUUAUUACAGCUUUUAUCUGCGAAUCGUGAAUCUCGGCAAAGAUGUCAAAGUUCACACUGCAUACUCAUUCACUGUCAUAAAUGCUGUCAAUUACCAAAAUAACUACACUUGUCACAGUCCUACUGGUGGACGAGUUUUUUGCAGAGAUGAUGAUUCAUUAUCAUGGGGAUGGAAAGAAUUUAUAAGGAAAGAGACUUUACUGAAGCCGAGUGGUGGUUUUCUAUAUGAUGGAAAUAAAGUGUUAAUUGAUCUAGAAUGUAAAAACUUCAAAACUCUAUUUGAAGAAGAAAUUAUGCUACCGUCAAUUACAAAUGAAAUGCCUUACCCAGUAAUUCACACAUCACCUUUCAGUGUUGGUGGAUUUGCAUGGCAGAUUCGAAUAUUUCCGAAUGGACCUGAUAAUGAAAGUGAAGGAAAUGUGGCUUUAUUUCUUCAUUGUACAACUUCAAAUCACUUGGCCAAAGUUAAAACCAGGUUUCUUAUUCAUGGUCAGCCCUCACCUUCAGUAUAUGAACAUACCUUUCCAGCAAAUUGUAUCAGUGAAAUGCCAAGUGGUGUCGCAUUUCCAAAUAAGGGAGAUUUCAUGUCUUCUUUAAAAAAUAACAAAUUGCUUGUAGGAGUUGAGUUUAUAGCCGUUUAUGAGGUGAAUGAGGUUCAUGUGACCUUAUCCGAUACGACAUCAUGUCCAACAGUAUGUAUGACACCAUUUGAGGAUUUAACAGGGUGUCCGUGGGUAUUGAAAACAUUGCAGGCAAUCAAAUUAAAGUUGAAGCUUGAUCAAAAUGAAAAAACAACAAGUGGAUUACAAGAGUUCUAUCAUAGACAUAUAAUGUGGAAUGCAACACUAAUUGCUCCUGGCUCUGAAGACGUAUCCCUAAAUGUACCAUUGAACAACAAAGGAGCUUUAAUUGGAUAUUUUGGUGAAAAUUGGUCCGAUGCUGACGUUAUUCGUUCAGAAAUGCAAAUUCAAGAUCUUUCAGUGAGUGACAACCCAUAUCGUACCGAAGUUCAUGAUGGAUAUGAACAGUAUUCAUACAUCACAAUCCACAUUAAUAUUGUUUCAAAUCACCUACUUUAUAAAACACCAGCACCAUCACCGACUGCAGACAGAGAGAGAAAACUUUUAUAUUGUGCAAGAAAAGACAGGGGUAAUAUGCAUACACGAUAUCAAGAAUUGUUGCAACAAAAAAAAGAAGUGGAAAAUAAAAUGAUGGCAUUGAAGCAAGCGCAACAGGAAAUGCCAGAAGCACCAAAAUCCACAUUGAUUUUAUCUGUUCCACAAUGGCCAGCAAUGUGCUUCAGAUUUUUAUUUGAUUUAAUUGAUAAAUGUGCAGAAAGACAUGUAUCCAAAGCAUGGCGAAAAUCAUACAGUGGGAAUACAGGAAGACCCUACAUUCGCCCAGUAGUUCAGUCGGAGGCUGAAAACUGCAAAUUUUCAAUUAGAUACAGAGAGCAUUUUAGUUUGUUGGUGAAUGAUGCUAGACCAGAUCCGGCUGAUCUUGCUACUAUUCAAAGAGAGGUUGAAGAACUACAUCUUGAACUAACUCGAUUUGUAAACAAUUCUUUGCCGCUUCGUCUCACAAGGAUCGUUCAAGCAGGAUCCAUUGGAACUGGAACUAUGUGUGGCAAUCGGACAGAUGUUGAUUUUAUUUUACUUACGCCAGAUCUGCCGAAGAAUGGUCAUGCUGCCUGGCUACCUGGAUUUGUUCAUGCUAUCACUAAACUAAUGUGUGAGGCUGUUGAUGAAGGCAAACUUGAGGGAUUUUCCGAAUUUUAUCACAAUGCAUACACAGUUCAGUUUAUGUACAACGAUAAAAUUGAAGUGGACCUAUACUGGACUUUUGAUUGGAAUUCUGAAGGUGCAGGAGGAUAUGAUGCUUUAUAUAAUGAAUUACUGAAGCAACAUAAUUCUGAAAAUCUUUUAUGGUUUUGUUCUGCUGCGGCGGAAAGACAAAAAAUUUUCAUUGAAGAACAGCCAGACCAGGUAAAAGACCUUAUUAAAGUUGUAAAAAAUUGGAGAAACACAGUAGAUUGGAUUGAUGCUAAAUGGAAACCUCCAUCGUAUUUAUUAGCUCUACUUCUUGUCCGUGCAUAUGAGAUAGCUUGUCAUGAGGUUGAAGGAAGUCUACCAAGUAAUCGUACUGUUAUUAACAGCUUUGUGAAUCUGGUGCUCACUUCGAAAAAUGAAAAGGAACCAAAUAUAAAACUAUCAUGGGGAAGAUUCUAUGAUCCCGGAGACUAUAGCAUUGAAUACACAGGCACUACUGAUGGAAACGCAGCUAGUUUUCCACUAAUUCAAGACCCAGCAAAUCCUCUGAACAAUAUAGCAGAAAGACCACUGUCAUGGUUACCAUUUUGUAAAGCUGUGGAAAAGUGGGCUCAAACUCUUGGCAUAAUGCGGGAUGAAAUAAUGUCACAUGUUCACAAUAAAAGAAUGUUGUAGAAUUGUGAUUGAUGUAAUUUUUGUAUUUAUCUUUUGUAGGUAUUUAUUUUUGACAUUUCAGAAUAACCAGUAAAAUAUAUAGAACAAUGGUAUGAUUCGUUCCAUGUAGAGCAGUGGUCGACGAACUUUAUGUACUAUUGGGCCAAAUAUGCACAUUGACGAUGUGGCAUGUGGGCCGUAUGCGGGCCACCUCCUUAUAACAAUUGCCACAUUGCACAUUUCUGUUUUUAUUAAAACUAAGGGUAGGCACAUUCGGUGAUUCAUAUGUGCCUAUUUUUGCUCAUGCUAACUACCAAAAACAAACUCCGAACAGCAGCCUUUGUUAGGACAUACAUCUGUGCGCAGAUAAUAAUUUAUUUAUGCGCAAUUUUUGUUUUGUGCUUUAAAAGGGAAGUUCGUUGGAGGGCCAAAAAAAAUUGUUUGGGCCCGCAGUUUGCCGACCACUGAUAUAGAGCAUUUAAUAUUUUGAAGUUGUAUUUUCCAAUCUGUUUAAAUAAUCCUGUUAACCCCAGUUCUUACCAUUUCUUCUUCCUACAGAGUAAAGAGGCUUUUGAAACCUAUCCUUCACAGCAGUAUUAGAUAAGUUUCUCCAGAAAAUAUGGAAGGUACUUGCACAAAUGGCUUGAAGUGUAAUUACCGUCUUCUUCAUAAAUUAUUAUCACUUAAUUACCUAUCCCCAUUCAAAAAGAAAUCCUGAUGCUCGGCGGUGUGGCGCAGGGUGCUAAGAGUCAGUAGUGCGCUUGCUACUGCACCUCUGAUUAACCUGUGUGGGUCCGCAAGUUCAAAUGCCAUGCGGGGAUAGUUCUAUGCGAGAGAAUUGCUGGACUCCUCGCCACUGUAGGGUGGUUCACGUAACCGCUGGACUGUUACGACGUCCUCCACCAUCAAGUCUAUGCUUCCGAAAACAAAUAACUGGCUAACCAAUCCAUACCUGAUAUGGAUCGGUAACCUGGCGAGAGGC
Messenger RNA from Styela clava, 3616 nucleotides. RefSeq lists its product as uncharacterized. Gene Ontology annotation, biological process: regulation of ribonuclease activity. The record is from RefSeq and is a predicted model, not a curated record. NCBI's taxonomy places the organism in Eukaryota, Metazoa, Chordata, Ascidiacea, Stolidobranchia, Styelidae. Gene Ontology annotation, molecular function: protein binding; 2'-5'-oligoadenylate synthetase activity; double-stranded RNA binding. Gene Ontology annotation, cellular component: membrane; nucleoplasm; cytosol.